Molecule: messenger RNA, 345 nt
Organism: Rangifer tarandus platyrhynchus (Svalbard reindeer)
Lineage: Eukaryota; Metazoa; Chordata; Mammalia; Artiodactyla; Cervidae
Source: the annotation of a GenBank genome assembly
AUGGUGAUCCGUGUGUAUAUUGCAUCUUCCUCUGGCUCCAUGGCGAUUAAGAAAAAACAGCAAGAUGUGCUUGGUUUCUUAGAGGCUAACAAAAUAGGAUUUGAAGAAAAAGAUAUUGCAGCCAAUGAAGAGAAUCGGAAGUGGAUGAGAGAAAAUGUACCUGAAAACAAUCGACCAGCCACAGGAUAUCCCCUGCCACCUCAGAUUUUCAAUGAAAGCCAGUACCGCGGGGAUUAUGAUGCCUUCUUUGAAGCCAGAGAAAAUAAUGCAGUGUAUGCCUUUUUAGGCUUGACAGCCCCACCUGGUUCAAAGGAAGCAGAAGCUCAGGCAAAGCAGCAAGCAUGA